CACACUGCCUCUCAAGCUCCUCAGGUCAAAAAAGCAUGGCUCAAAACCAUUCCGCUCCGCCCAUGAUGGCUACCGCCAGCAGCGCUGAGCUCCUGCAAGCUCAGGCAGAGCUCUGGUGCCACGCCAUGGCCUACCUCAAAUCCAUGGCGCUGCAGAGCGUGAUCAAGCUGGGGAUCCCUACCGCCAUCCAUCGCUGCGGCGGGGCUGCCUCCCUGUCCGAGCUGCGUGCGCACCUCCCGGUCCCCGCAAGCAAGCUGCCAUGCUUGUCCCGCCUCAUGAAGCUGCUGGUCACCUCCGGAGUAUUCGGGGAGAGCGAGGCAGGCGCGUACUCUCUCACCCCGGUGUCGCGCCUCCUCGUGGAGGACGAUGCCGAGGGCAGCCGGACAUGCCUGUCGCCGUUCGCGAUCCUAGCCUCCUCGCCGUUCCAUCACCGAUCGUCUCAACGCCUGCCCGAGUGGUUGGAGAAGGAGGAGGGUGAUGCCGCGGCGGAGACGCCGUUCAUGAUGGCGCAUGGAGCGGGGUUCUACGGCUAUGUCGGCCGUGACUCGGAGUUUGGCGCGCUGUUCAACGAGGCCAUGGCCGCCGACAGCCGCGUCACGGCGCAAGUCGUCGUGCGCGAGUGCGGCGAGGUGUUCGCGGGGUCAGCGUCCCUGGUCGACGUCGGAGGUGGGGAUGGCACCAUGGCGAAGGCCAUUGCAAGGGCCUUCCCGCAUGUUAGAUGCACGGUGUUGGAGCUUCCUCAGCUGGCCGGCAACAUGCCGGCGGAUGGCAUGGUUGAGUUUGUUGCAGGUGACAUGAUGGAAUUUAUCCCUCCAGCUGAUGUUGUCUUACUUAAGGUACGCAUGACUAUGAUUGAGUAG
This is a messenger RNA of Panicum virgatum (switchgrass), 860 nucleotides long. Its product is annotated as flavonoid O-methyltransferase-like protein Os11g0303600. Gene Ontology annotation, molecular function: O-methyltransferase activity; protein dimerization activity; S-adenosylmethionine-dependent methyltransferase activity. The transcript has a single exon. Lineage: Eukaryota; Viridiplantae; Streptophyta; Magnoliopsida; Poales; Poaceae. The coding region runs from base 36 to 860 and encodes 274 amino acids. The record is from RefSeq and is a predicted model, not a curated record. Gene Ontology annotation, biological process: methylation.